AAGCUUCCGAAAAAUCAACUAUCCAACAAUUCUCACCUUUACAAGUGGUCUGAGAGCAGGUGUCGCAAACGAUGGAUAUCUUAAAGAUCCUGUCCCGAGGGACAAAGAAGUCUGCCAGUCAAUUAACAAUCCCAAAACCUAUUGCGAAACCUUCAACUCCCCAGCUCUUCAAUGACCCCACUCGAGGCGUGAAGCGUAAGAGGAACGAGGAGGCUGCUUCGACGCUAGAAGCCGACGAUGACCUCGAUGAAAUCAACUUUUUUGCGCCUCGAGCAGCUAAAAAGCCAAGCCCUGAACCCGAGGCUAAGACGGCCCCGAAGGAAGAUGCGCCAGCCCCUGUGCUUGAUGACGAAGAAGUCCGACAAGUUCUACGGUCGCAUCGUUUGAAGUUUACGCUACUUUCCUCCCACGAGGAAAAGAAGAAGAAAAAGGUGAAGAAGUCCAAAAAGAAGGAAGAAGCGAAGCCGAAAGCGAAGGAUAGUAAGAAGCAGCUAUUCCCGCAGCCGAUGACGUCGUUUUCGGAAUUGCGAUCCGCGUACAACAUUUCCCAUAGGCUUGGAGAGAAUCUCGCAAAGCAAGGAUAUAGAAUACCCACCGAAGUCCAAUUGGGCAGUUUACCUCUUUUGUUGCAGCCGGAUAGAGCUAUAUCCAAUUCUGCUGCCGAAGAGUUAAAUUUCAAAACCGAAAAUGGUAUUGAUUUCGUGGCGGUUGCGCCGACCGGCAGCGGCAAGACUCUUGCCUUUUUAAUCCCGGCCAUUAACAGCGUCUUACGCAGGAGGGCAGGCGAGACAUCCCUGAAAGAGCGUCUAUUGGAAGUGGUGGUUGUUGCGCCUACGCGGGAGCUCGCUCAUCAGAUUGUCAAUGAGGGUAGAAAACUAGCGCAAGGCACAGGAGUCAAGAUCGUGGGGAUGAAGAAGGGUAUGCAAAUACCUACGGAAGGCCAAGCAGCUGUUGACGAGGAGUCUGCCGCCGAGAGUGAGGACGAGGCAGAUAGUGCUGGUGAUGAUUCGGAGGGUGAGAGUGAGGGUGAGGGUGAACAGAAAAAGGCGACAAUAACGAAAACAGAUAUACUGGUGACAACGCCGUUACUUUUACGGAACUAUCUGAAAUCAAGGACAUUACCAACAGUCAAGUCGUUGAUAUUAGACGAAGCAGAUGUCCUUCUUGAUCCUCUCUUCCGCGAACAGACUCUGGGGAUCUGGUCUGCUUGUACUAGCGAAUCGCUAAGACUGACAUGUUGGUCUGCGACUAUGGGGUCUAGUAUUGAGGGGCUCAUCUUGGAACAACUGAAGUCUCGGGAGUCUCCUGAGAUCCCCCUCAUUCGUCUUGUUGUUGGAUUAAAAGAUACGGCAGUCCCAAGCAUUAAUCACAAACUCAUCUACACCGCUACCGAGCAGGGCAAACUCUUUGCGCUCCGUCAACUUUUACACCCUAAAUCUUCGGACGAUUCGAUGCCGCAGAUGCGGCUCCCCUUCCUAGUAUUCACACAAACGAUAGAGCGUGCUUCAGCGCUGCAUGACGAGUUGAAGUUUGAUAUACCUGCAGAAGCCGGAGGCUCGGCUCGUAUUGCGGCUCUCCACUCGUCCUUAUCAGACACGGCACGUUCUAAUAUCGUUGCUCGAUUCCGGGCUGGCGAGAUAUGGGUGCUAAUCACAACGGAUCUGCUCAUGAGGGGUAUCGAUUUCCGCGGUGUCAACGGUGUGAUUAACUACGAUGUCCCAACGUCUGCAGCAGCCUACGUCCACCGCGUGGGUCGAACCGGACGAGCUGGUCACGAGGGUGGUGUUGCUGUGACAUUUUACACCACCGAAGAUGUCCCCUACCUUAAGAGUAUCGCGAAUGUUAUCGCGCUGAGCGAAAAACAGGCCGGAAAGAGUAGUGAGGAGAGCGUUCCCAAGUGGCUGAUUGAUUCGUUACCUAAGGUUGGAAAGGAGGAAAAGAAGAAGCUGAAGAAGCACGGUGUUGAAUCUCGAAGGGGCGCUAAAGCUGCUAAGAUAACAACGCGAAGCGCGUGGGAGAGGCGCAAGGAGAAUAAUAGGCGGGGUGCAAUUGCUGGAAGUAAGAAGAGGAAGACGCAAGAAGUAGUGAAUGAUACCCAGGGGCAGGACGAUGGCGAGUGGGACGGGAUAGGAGACUGAGAUGUGUUGAUGUUGUUCGAAGCUUCAAGCUUGUACCUAUAUAGGGAGUUGUAUGCUAAGCUAGCAGGCGAGGUGCCUAAUAUAAACCCACCUUAAAUUUGGAACUUUCCUGAGUAAGGCGCAUACGUCGUAGGUACCUAGGUAGGUAUGUUAUAGAAGAAGAAUCAUUGGAUUUAAGAAGUAUAGGUAAGUAUAUGUUAUCAUGUGACAUAGGAUGGCAUAGUACCUAAUAUCAGAUC
Messenger RNA from Daldinia caldariorum, 2377 nucleotides. RefSeq names its product P-loop containing nucleoside triphosphate hydrolase protein. The transcript has a single exon. Gene Ontology annotation, molecular function: ATP binding; nucleic acid binding; RNA helicase activity. Bases 72 to 2138 code for a protein of 688 amino acids. The record is from RefSeq and is a predicted model, not a curated record. NCBI's taxonomy places the organism in Eukaryota, Fungi, Ascomycota, Sordariomycetes, Xylariales, Hypoxylaceae. Gene Ontology annotation, biological process: maturation of SSU-rRNA. Gene Ontology annotation, cellular component: 90S preribosome.